This is a messenger RNA of Helianthus annuus (common sunflower), 2080 nucleotides long. Its product is annotated as hexokinase-3. Gene Ontology annotation, molecular function: mannokinase activity; glucokinase activity; D-glucose binding. The record is from RefSeq and is a predicted model, not a curated record. The coding region runs from base 231 to 1754 and encodes 507 amino acids. Gene Ontology annotation, cellular component: mitochondrion; cytosol. Gene Ontology annotation, biological process: glucose 6-phosphate metabolic process; glycolytic process; intracellular glucose homeostasis. The transcript is spliced from 9 exons. NCBI's taxonomy places the organism in Eukaryota, Viridiplantae, Streptophyta, Magnoliopsida, Asterales, Asteraceae.
AAGACCGCCUCAUUCAUUUUCUCUCUCAACAAUUUCAUCGAACACCUUGUCUGCGUUACACUACCGUCGUUACACCGUCGUAACAGUUAUUUUCCGGCAACAACUCGCCGUUAAACUCGUCAUCCACCGCAACCUCUCGCUUACGUAACAAUAAAAAACGUGACGUAUGGCGGCGGAGACCGAAAUAGGUUAAACAAUUGGUUAUUUCAAGUGUUACGGUAACAAAGGGGAUGGGGAAGUUAGGGUUAGGGUUAGCGGUAGGGUGUGCGGUGGCUAGUUGUGCGAUCGCGGCGGUGAUGGUUGGGAGGAGAGUACGGAGCCGGAGACGGUGGUGGAGAGUGGUUAGGGCGGUGGAUGAGUUUGAAGAAGCGGCUUUGACGCCGGUGGGACGGUUGAAGCAGGUGGUUGAUGCUAUGGCGGUUGAGAUGCACGCAGGGUUGGCUUCUGAAGGUGGUAGUAAGCUGAAGAUGUUGCUUACGUUCGUUGACAGUCUUCCUGACGGGAGUGAAAGUGGAAUAUAUUACGCCUUACAUGUUGGAGGGACCUAUUUCCGGAUUCUUCGAAUCCAGCUUGGUGGCCAGAAGUCUAUUCUUGGGCAUGAUGUUGAGCGGAAACCUAUUCCACAACAUUUAAUGACCAGAACAAGCGAGGAGUUUUUCGAUUUUAUUGCCUUAUCCUUGAAGGAAUUUGUUGAACGGACGGGAAAUAAUUCACAGUAUUCACAAGGAAAGGAUCUAGGGUUUACAUUCUCGUUUCCUGUGAAACAAACAUCUCUUUCAUCAGGCACUUUGAUCAAGUGGACUAAAGGUUUUUCCAUUGACGACAUGGUUGAAAAAGAUGUCGUUGAAUGUUUGCAAAGGGCGUUGUCUAGAAGAGGUCUAGAUAUGAAUGUUGCUGCACUUGUGAACGAUAGUGUGGGGACGUUGGCUGUCGGGCACUUUUACGAUAAAGACACAGUUGCUGCAAUUGUAAUUGGAACCGGCACCAACGCCUGUUAUUUAGAGCGGGCCGAUGCGGUUAUCAAAUGUCAAGGUCUUCUUACGACUUCAGGAGGCAUGGUUAUCAACAUGGAAUGGGGUAAUUUUUGGUCCUCGCAUUUGCCUAGAACGUCAUAUGACAUCGAUCUUGAUGCUGAGAGCCAUAACUCUAAUGAUCAAGGUUUCGAGAAAAUGAUAUCUGGAUUGUAUUUAGGUGACAUAGUAAGAAGAGUUAUUUGCAAGAUGUCUUUAGUGUCCGAUAUUUUUGGACCCUUUUCUUCUAAGUUGUCUACACAAUUUGCGUUGAGUACACCGUUAAUGGCGGCCAUGCAUGAAGACGACACCCCGGACUUGAGUGAAGUUGCAAAGAUUUUAGAAGAAACCUUGGAUAUUCACGAUGUCCCAUUAAAAGCUAGAAAACUUGUGGUCAAAGUAUGUGACGUGGUGACAAGACGGGCUGCGCGGUUGGCAGCUGCAGGCAUUGUCGGGAUCUUGAAGAAGAUUGGUCGAGACGGGACAGGUGGCAUUACGAGUGGAAGAGUCAAAGGUGUAAAAAGUGGUAAAAUGAGACGAACAGUGGUGGCAGUAGAGGGGGGAUUAUACACGAGCUACACCGUUUUUCGAGAAUACUUAAACGAAGCCGUAGCAGAAAUACUAGGGGAAGAAAUCGCUCCGUACGUUAUUCUGAAAGAGAUGGAAGAUGGAUCAGGGAUUGGAGCAGCUUUGCUGGCAGCCUCAAAUUCUGCCAGAAGUGUGGAUACAGUACAGGUUCUAUGAACAGAUAUAUUUAUAUUUAUAUAUAAUUAAGAUAUAAAUAUACAUAUAUAGCCUCCCCUCUCCUGUAAAUUGUAAAUGUUUCUUUGGUCUUGUGUAUAGAAGGGAAGGUUGUAAAUGUCAUAUAGCAGUAGAUGAGCUUGUGGCAGUUCUUUGUAGUUUCAGAAUGUGUUCAUUCAUUUCUAAGCUAAAAUAGUAGCAAUUUGGUGGUAGAAUUUAUGUUUUUAGUUUAUUAAAUUGGUAAAUAGCCGAGGACGAAGUGGUUGUUAAUUCAUUUAGAUUGUCUGGUUUUCGUUUUUGUUAUUUAUGUAUCCUUUACUUUCAGAUUA